AUGCCAGAGGUCACAAUCUGUCUGAAAACAGGAGUGAAAGAAGUUAUCUCUGUGCUGGAGACAGAUUUUCCUGAGGUCGAGUCUGUACAUCCCUUUUCACAGGAGGAUUCUCAGUUCCUAGCCAAGAUAGAAUCAGGAAUCCAUCAACUUCCCGACGGGCAUUACCAGAUGCCCCUCCCAUUUAAAGGGGAUAAGGCACCAACAGUAUCGAACAACAAACCUGCAGCCCCGAGUCGUCUCAAUCAGUUGAAGUCAAAGUUUAGGAGCAACCCUCAGCUGAAGACGAAAUAUGCCGAAUUCAUGGAAAAGAUCAUUGCCGCGGGAGAUGUAGAGGUAAUUGGGGAAACAGAACGUCAAACCGAGAAGGAGGGACAUUUGUGGUAUCUUUCUCACUUUGCUGUGUUUGGUCCCAAGUCUGAGAAGAUUCGCGUAUUUGAUUGUCGAGCACAAUAUUUGGGACGAUGUCUGUAUGAUUAUCUACUUCAGGGCCCGGACAUGAUGAAUUCACUGGUAGGGGUGCUAUGCAGAUUUCGUCACGAACCCGUGGCUGUAACGUGUGACGUCGCUCGUAUGUUUCAUCAGUUCCGGGUAAAUAGAGAGGAUCGGGACUACCUUAGGUUCCUGUGGUGGCCAGGAGGGGACGAGUCAAAGCCAACAGUGGAAUAUCGCAGCAGGGUUUUCCUAUUUGGUCUACGUUGUGCUCCAGCAUGCUGUGCUUUCGGUCUAAAACAGAUUGCCAGUGACUUUAAGCCUAAGUAUGGAGAGGAGGCGGCAGAUUUCAUCAUGCGGCAGUUUUAUGUUGACGACGGAUUGGGGUCAAAACCAACCAUAGAGGGAGCUCUAUCACUGAUCAAAUCAGCCCAGGAGGCCUGCGGGGAAGGCGGACUACACCUCCCCAAGAUAGCGUCGAACUGCAGAGAGGUGUUGGAGAGUAUUCCAGAGGAGGACCGUCUGCCUAGUCUGAGAGAAAGCGAGCUGCCUAUGAACAAGGGGGAGCUCAGUUACCCCCUGGAGCGUGUGUUGGGAAUACAGUGGUGCAUCGAAAAUGACACUCUGACAUUUAGAAUCGUCCUAAAGGAUCGACCAUUGACACGCCGCGGAAUCCUGUCGACAAUUGGAUCUAUUUACGACCCCCUAGGAAUGGCUGCACCUGUCCUGUUAGUGGGAAAAAUGAUCUUGCAGGAGUUAUGCAGAGAAAAUGCAGACUGGGACACACCUCUGUCAGAAAAUCUCAGGAUGGACUGGGAAAAGUGGAGGAGUGAAUUGCCACACUUGGAGCAGCUGUCAACACCGAGAUGUUAUAAGCCAGGUGGAUUUGGGGAAGUGGCAUCAGCAUCUCUACACCACUUCUCUGAUGCGAGCAGCAGGGCCUAUGGACAAUGUUCGUACGUCCGUCUUGUGAGCAGGCAAGGCGACGUACACUGCAGUUUCAUCAUGGGGAAGGCUCGAGUUACUCCUUUGAAACCACUCACCAUACCUCGCCUGGAGCUAACUGCGGCCUUGACAUCUGUCAGGAUAAGCACUAUGCUGACAAGGGAGCUUGAUUACAAGAUUGCUGAGCAGACAUUUUGGACCGAUAGCAAGGUGGUCAUGGGUUACAUCGCAAAUGAGGAGCGCCGGUAUCACGUCUUCGUCGCAAACAGAGUGCAGGAAAUCCGAAAAGAGACUGAGCCGAGUCAGUGGCGCCAUGUAGCGAGUGAAGAGAACGUCGCUGAUGAAGCCUCACGUGGACUGAACCCAGAGCAACUUGCAAGUGGUACUGCUAGAUGGCUUAGGGGACCUGAUUUCUUAUGGGAGAGGGAGCUUCCCAAGGCUGGGCAUCAGGAGGUUGAAGAGAUUGAGGAUGAUCCAGAGGUUAAGAGGGAAAUCACAGGAACUGUUUUGGCAGUGAAUGUCAAGGCAGCAAACAUGUACCCAUCUCUGCUCGAGAGACUGAGCAGCUUCUCCUCAUGGGAGGCAGCAAAGACAGCCAUUGCCAUAUGUCUCAGAUAUAGGGACCGUCUCUUGGGAAAACAAGACGCAACCAUUAAGCAGCGCCCCCUGGCAGCGGAAGAUAUGCAGCGUGCUGAGAGAGAGAUUCUCAACGCAGUUCAGCUCGAGGCAUUUGCCGAAGAAAUAGGCAUCAUAAAGGAUUUGGAAGGCCGGGAUGGCACUGGGGGAGAGAAUGUCAAGGUCAUCAAAGCCAGCUCGCCUCUGUACAAGUUGGACCCCUUCAUCGACCGGAAAAGGAAUCCUCAGAGUAGGAAGACGGACACAGAAAGCAGAAUAUGA
Lineus longissimus is the source of this 2271-nucleotide messenger RNA. RefSeq lists its product as uncharacterized. The record is from RefSeq and is a predicted model, not a curated record. NCBI's taxonomy places the organism in Eukaryota, Metazoa, Nemertea, Pilidiophora, Heteronemertea, Lineidae. The coding region runs from base 1 to 2271 and encodes 756 amino acids. The transcript has a single exon.